CGAUAAUCUACGACCAAGCUGCUCGAGUUGUGAGCAGAUGGGGAUCCCGUGUUCAUAUACCAAGCUGGAUGCAUCAGCCUUUGAUCCCGCAUCUCUUAAAAUUAUGGAACAGCUCUCUGUCAUUGAGGCCUUGGUGAGAAAUAUACAGAUACCCUCUUCUCUCGGCGAGGGACCUUCUUCGGGCAGUCGCACACAGCUAUGGCAGUCACUCGAGAGGGAAGAUAUUGAAGUGCUUGUAGACCGCUUCUUCAAAAGAGUUAACAACAAGAAUCCGAUACUGAGUCGACGAAUAGUAACCCAAUACUGCCAAAACUACUAUGAGGAUGGCCCCCGGUUCGACCUCGAAACUUGCAUUGUACUUCUAACCUGUGCUCUCGGAGCUGUUGCAAUGGAAUACUCUCCACCCGAUGCAACAUCAAGCCCUGCUGCUCCAGCGCGGUUCUCAUCCUUGAGGCUCGAGGAUCUGCAGUUGGGUCGUUGCUAUUUUGAUGCAGCGGAGAAACGUCUUGGGCCAGCCCUGACUGAAGUCAGUACGCAGGCGAUCCAGUGCCUUUGCCUUGCCGGGAUAUACCACAUGUUCACCCUCAGGCCCAUGCAAGCCUCUCGCAUAUUCCACGCUGCGGGGUCCUCACUAAGAAUCCUAAUGUCGACUAGUCUCAACACGUCUCAGGAAACGUAUCAGCUCUAUUUAAAACUCUUCUGGGCCUGUUCUAAUUCAGAACGUGAGCUUAUCACCGAGCUGCCAGUCAAUCCCCCGUCCUUAACAGGACCUGGAACACCUGAUGCGUACCCACUACCACCACGUAUCGAAAGCAUUGGCCGGGACGAAUGGUCAGUACAAGAGGAAGACAGCUGGUACUUCUUUCUAUCUGAGAUUGCUCUCCGACGAAUCGCAGACCAGGUUUCAGAGGUUGCCGCUGAACACAUUACCAAAAGACUGAACUCCAACGAAUGCCCCGAUAUCCAGGAGCUGAUACCAGUCAUAGCCGAGUUUGAGCAUCAAGUCCACGCAUUUCGCGAGCAGCUCCCCCAUGCCAUGCAGUUUCCAGACGUCCCUGCGUCAGCAGAUACGGAGUGGAAGCAAUACACGCGCGGGCGCUACUAUCGGGUUCUAGAGCUGAUGCAUAGGCCUUUUCUCUUUACAGCCCUUCACGACCCAGAUUGUGGCCCUGUUGUCCACGCUCUGGCUGAAAAGGCUCUUUUCAAUGCCCUGAAAUAUCUCGAGCAUAGCCACACGAGCCAUCGACACCACGGGACGUGGCUGCAGCUCCGGAAUCAACUAAAGGAGACGAGCUUCCUACUCGCCGCAUCCAAAGUCAACGGGUUAGCCAUGCCGGAAGGUUGGGAAGCUGGUGUUAGCAAGACGCUUUCUACAUUUGACUACUGGCUGCAAGAGUUUCCGUCUUGCAAAACCUACACCAAUAUCAUCUUAACACUGGCCAAUGGUCCG
Molecule: messenger RNA, 1450 nt
Organism: Clonostachys rhizophaga
Lineage: Eukaryota; Fungi; Ascomycota; Sordariomycetes; Hypocreales; Bionectriaceae
Source: the annotation of a GenBank genome assembly